Messenger RNA from Parascedosporium putredinis, 1914 nucleotides. The record is from the annotation of a GenBank genome assembly. NCBI's taxonomy places the organism in Eukaryota, Fungi, Ascomycota, Sordariomycetes, Microascales, Microascaceae.
AUGGCCAGCCAUGUCCCACCGUUCCCCCAAGGCUUCAAUGUCCCUUCAAGUGACUUCUCCCUGAGUUUCGUUCUGGGCGGGCGAGGUUCCGAAUCCAAGCCAGUGCGGUGGGAGGGCAGGCAGCAGACUCGCUCGGAAAACCUCGCUGGAACCACGGAGCGAAUGCCAUCUGCCGCUCUUGCUCCGCAUACUCAUAAAAUUCGGCCCGGGCCUAACCAACUAUUACUCCGGAAGCCCCUCAACAGGGUUUCCUUCCUCCGAGAGGACCACGGCUUCAUCUCCGCAGCGUUUUCCUCUCCGGAUGCCCAAUUCAUCGUCCUCCAUGAUUUCUCCCCUCUCGUCCAAGACUCGGCUACAAUCAAGCCCGUCGGCCGAGAGGAUAUCCUCUCUAUUACCGGCGAGAAUCCGUUUGGCUCGUCCGAGAAGGAGCUCAUGGCCGCCUUUGAUUCGACCGUGACUAAACCGUUGAUUAUUUUCCUUGGCAUCUGGGAGGACCCUGCCGCCGGAUUCCAGCACCGCACGUUCUGUGGUAAGCCGUGGUUUGCUGUCGAUGCCACGCCGCGCGGCUCCUUUGCGGAUGCUGCGACGGCUUUGAUCGACUCGCUUGCCAAGGAUGGGUGUACUUUUCUCAAGUCGACAAGGCAAAACACCUUGAGGGCAGAUUUCGCUGCCAUGUAUGGCCAGGCCAGGGGCAUUGUCGACUGGAAUCUACGCAACCAGUUCUGCGCUGGAUGCGGACACCCCACCACGCCAGUCUAUGGAGGGUACAAGCGCGUCUGCCCUCCCACCGAUCUCAAUGGUACCGCGACGCCCGUCGUCCGAAAGGAAUGCCCCACGCGCAACGGCAUCACCAACAUCAGCUUCCCCAGGUCGGAUCCGACCAUGAUUGCCGCUGUGGUGUCCGCCGACGGCAAGCGCAUGCUCCUCGGCCGCCAAAAGCGAUGGCCUGCCGGUUUCUAUAGCACUCUGGCCGGCUUCCUCGAGCCGGGCGAGUCAGUAGAGGAGGGUGUCCGCCGCGAGGUGUGGGAGGAGAGCGGCGUCAAGGUCGGGCGUGUGGUUUUGCACUCAAGCCAGCCUUGGCCUUACCCGGCAAGCUUGAUGCUCGGCGCUGUUGCCUCGGCGCUGCCUGACGGCGAGGAUAUCCACCUUGGCCAUGAUCCUGAGCUGGAGGAUGCCAAGUGGGUUCCCCUCGAGGAGGUCCGCGAAGCUCUCAAGAAGACCGUAACCCUCGAUACCGUCCCGGUCACCAAUGGUGACAAGCCGCCUACCCUCCUUCUUCCGCCCCAUACCGCGAUUGCUAACAGGCUGAUAACUGCCAUCUGUGAGGGUUCCGAGCUCAGCUCCGGCAGCCCCUCGAAUCCCACAACGGCAGCAUUCGAUCCCACAGAAGGCCAAGGCGUCGAGGCUUUCCUCAAGCCAUCUGCUUUCGCCGACCCUUCUUCACUACAUCCCCUUGCUGGCAUUGAUAAGGAUACCCUCGAAUACCUCUCGCUCGAUGACAUCGCCCUCGCCGACGGCCACACUGUUGUCCCUUCCCGAGGCUUUUUUGACGACCUCUGCUAUGGUACCGGUAUCACAUACGUAACAGCCCUCGGAAUAGGAGCCCCUAAGCUGCGACUCAACUCCGUUCUCAACGCCGUCACGCGACGAGGUCCCUUCCUCGGUAACUCGUGUGGUGUAAUAGCCAUCGGCUACAACUGCAUCAACUCGUACAUUGGAUACCUCCGCGGCAAGGACGACGCGGCAAACACUGUUCUUGCUGGUAUUCUGAGCGGUAUGGCGUUCCGUAGCACCAAGGGUAUCCGCCCCAUGAUGAUUUCCGGCGCUGUUGUUGGCUCGGCCGCCGCCUGUUGGGCAGUUGUGCGACGAAGCUUCACCCCUGAAGACGUGAAGAAGCUCGAGAAGACGCUGUGA